Molecule: messenger RNA, 2268 nt
Organism: Beauveria bassiana ARSEF 2860
Lineage: Eukaryota; Fungi; Ascomycota; Sordariomycetes; Hypocreales; Cordycipitaceae
Product: OPT peptide transporter Mtd1
Exons: 3
Coding region: 1-2268 (755 amino acids)
Biological process (GO): transmembrane transport
Molecular function (GO): oligopeptide transmembrane transporter activity
Source: RefSeq, a predicted model, not a curated record
AUGGGCACCGGAAAGUCGUCCGUCGACGUUGCGGCGCUCGAGUCCUCCGACAGGUUGCACACGGCACUAAACGACGAGACGGCCAAACUUCCGGACUUGACGAGCAAAGACGAUGCAGCAUCUAUCGAUACGGCGGAAAGAGUCAAAGGACAUCCCGUCAUUCGAAACGGCGAUGAUGUUUCCAAAUACCUCGUCUCUGACCGUGACGACGGCGACCCGGCACUAACGUUUCGCUCCAUCUUUCUGGGCACCAUCUUCACGGCCCUCUCCAGCGUCAUCACUAUGCUUUACGUCUUUAAACCGACGCAGAUGCAAGUCUCUGCCGUCUUUCUCCAGCUCCUCGUCUUUCUCUUUGGCGAGGCCUGGGCCUACGGCACGCCCAGCCCGGACCGCUUCUCCCACGCGACCCUCCGCUCCGCGCUCCGCUUCCUCAACUCUGGCCAGCCCUUUGGCAUCAAGGAGCACGUCGUCGCCUCGCUCAUUGCCUCGUCCGGCAACAACGGCCUCUCCGGCGUCGAAAUCUACGCCGUCGAGCGCCUCUUUUACAACAAGGCCGUGACCGCCAGCACCGCCGUCCUCGCCACCUUUUCCAUUUCGCUCUGCGGCUUCGUCCUCGCCGGCGUGCUGCGGCCCCUCAUCGUCUACCCGGCCGAAAUGGUCUACUGGUCCACGCUGCCGCAGGUCGUGCUCUUCCAGAACCUGCACUUUGACCGCGCCGCCAACCGCGCGCGCCUGCGCAAGUUUUGCUGGGCCCUCGCCGCCGCCGCCGUCUGGGAGGUGUUUCCGGCCUACGUGGCCACCUGGCUCGGCGGCAUCUCCGUCUUUUGCCUGGCCUCCCUCGGCGCGUCGACGGCCACGCGCACCACGUUUGGCCGCGUCUUUGGCGGCGCCUCGUCCAACGAGGGGCUCGGCCUGCUCAACUUUAGCCUCGACUGGCAGUACAUUCAGAGCACGUACCUGUCGCUGCCGCUGAAGCAGCAGCUCAACAGCUGGAUCGGCUACGCCGUCUGGUACGUGGUUGUGCCGCUGCUGUUUUACAAAAACGUCUGGGACGCGCAGAAAUUUCCCUUCAUGUCGACGUCGCUCUUUUCCAGCAACGGCACGCGCUUCGUCAUCACGUCGGUCCUCAACGACCACGGCACCAUCGACUACGACAAGCUCGCCCGCGUCGGCGUGCCGCAGCUCACGUCCACGACCGUCUGGGGCUACCUGACGUCCAGCCUCGCCAUGGGCGCCCUCAUCACGCACGUCAUCCUCUUUUACGGCAAGGGCAUGAUUCAGGCGUGGAAGCAGGCCCGCGCACGCACGCAGCCCGACAUUCACUAUCAAAAGAUGCUCAAGUACAAGGAGGUGCCCGUGUGGUGGUACCUCUUCCUCUUCGCCCUCACCUUCAUCGCCGGGCUCGUCGUCAACAUCAAGGGCGACACCACGCUGCCCGUCUGGGGCUACAUCAUCUCGCUGCUUCUCGGCGCCGUCAUCGCGCCCUUUUCCUGCAUCCUCUAUGGCCUUUACGGCACGGGCAUCGGCACCAACCAAAUCUCCAAAAUGGUUGCCGGCGCCGUGCACCCUGGCCGGCCCCUCGCCAACCUCUACUUUGCGAGCUGGUCGCACCAGGUUAUCCUGCUCGCCGUGAACCUCUCCAACUGGCUCAAGGUCGGCCAGUACACAAAGGUGCCGCACCGCGUCAUGUUCUUUACGCAAAUCUACGGCACACUGCUCGGCGCCGGCCUCAACUACGCCGUCAUGACCUCCAUCGUCACCUCUCAGCGAGAGGUCCUCCUCGAUCCUCUCGGCACAAACGUCUGGAGCGGCUCCACCAUGCAGAGCCUGAAUGCCCAGGCCAUUACCUGGGCACUGGCAACGGAAAUGUAUGGCCGGCAUGGCCGCUACUUCAUCGUCCCGCUGGGUCUCCUCAUCGGCGCCGUGUUUCCUGUAUUGCACUGGUCGCUUUGUAGGGCGUACCCGCGCAUUCGCAAGUGGCCGAUUAACACGACAUUUAUUCUGCAGUACAUGGGCUCGACGUACUUUGGCAACACGUCCUGGCUGUGGUCUUCGUUUGCCGUGGGUGCUUUUUCGCAGCUGUGGCUUCGUCGCCGCUAUCCACGCAUCUACAACGAGUACAAUUACCUCAUUGGCGCGGCGCUGGAUGGUGGCUCGCAGAUUGUCAUCUUCAUCCUAUCCUUUGCCGUGUUUGGUGCAAGCGGCCAGUCGCACCCGUUUCCGACGUGGUGGGGGAACCCGGCAGGCAAUCCUGACCAUUGUAUAUAA